UGUCUAGAGGACGAAGAACGUUCUGUCCCCUAUUCGCAGCAGACAGUUCCCGCUCCUGCCGCAGCCGCAAGCAACACGCAACGCCAGUCGAAAACCCACGUGAAACUUGUCCCCUCCGCAAGUGUUUGAUUGUGUACAUUGGCUAAUAGCACGGAGCAUAACCUAAGUGAAGUAUCAGCAAUGGCAGUUCGUGUGCAGUUUGAGAACAACAACGAAGUUGGAGCGUUUUCCAAGUUGACAAAUUCUUAUUGCCUUGUGGCGAUUGGUGGAUCAGAAAACUUUUAUAGUGUGUUUGAAGCAGAAUUGGCAGAAACUAUUCCAGUGAUCCAUGCGUCACUCGCAGGAUGUCGUAUUAUUGGGCGCAUGUGUGUUGGAAACAAAAAUGGUCUUCUAGUGCCCAACACAACUACAGAUGAUGAACUUCAGCAUCUCCGAAAUUCUCUACCUGACAAAGUUAAAGUGCAAAGGGUAGAGGAAAGGCUUUCAGCGUUGGGAAAUGUGAUUGCUUGCAAUGAUUAUGUUGCACUUGUUCACCCUGAUCUUGACAAGGAAACUGAGGAGAUUUUGGCUGAUGUACUUCAGGUUGAAGUUUUCCGUCAAACAGUAGCAUCAAAUGUUUUAGUAGGUUCUUAUUGUUCCCUUUCAAACCGAGGUGGGUUGGUACAUCCUCGCACCUCAAUUCAAGAUCAGGAUGAACUUUCAUCGCUCCUGCAGGUUCCUCUUGUGGCAGGAACAAUAAACAGAGGAUCUGAAGUGGUUGGUGCUGGUAUGGUUGUUAACGAUUGGUGUGCCUUUUGUGGUCUUGACACAACAUCAACAGAGAUUUCAGUUAUAGAGAGUGUUUUCAAAUUAAAUGAAGCUACACCUGCUGCUAUUACUUCCGAAAUGCGAUCUUCACUUAUUGAAAGUAUGUCAUAAUGUUGGCAGACGGAACCAUUCAACCACAAGAAUAUUACAACCAUAAGAAUUCUGCUCCAUCUUGAAUCAUAUAUGUGAUCUUCCAGCGUCAUCAGCUCAACUACCGUGUUUAUUCAAAUGUGAGAUUCUAUCCCUAUCCAUGCAAACAGUCUAUUUUUGUUAGAGCGACCUCAUUCUACUGUAAAUCCAAAUUAGGGGGUGCUCGUGAGUUAUUUGGGCACAUCAGUUUGAAAUACCAUAAAUAGAAGAAGGCUUCCAUACUAACAUUAGGGUCUGGUUUUAUAGAUGUUAAAAAACAUCUUAUUUUCAAAUAAAAACGGUGUUUCUAAACUGAGUUCCAUAUUAUACCUGUAUUAGAUGCUGACUUUUCAUUUUAUCUUGUGUACAAGGAAUUUAAAAGGGAAUUCGGAUGAGCUGACAGCCACACCUGAAAACUGUUGGCCAAAAUCAAUAAAAUUUUGGAAAGUUUG
This is a messenger RNA of Frankliniella occidentalis (western flower thrips), 1388 nucleotides long. It is a transcript of the gene eIF6, whose product is annotated as eukaryotic translation initiation factor 6. The record is from RefSeq and is a predicted model, not a curated record. Lineage: Eukaryota; Metazoa; Arthropoda; Insecta; Thysanoptera; Thripidae. Gene Ontology annotation, molecular function: ribosomal large subunit binding. The transcript has 7 exons. Gene Ontology annotation, cellular component: preribosome, large subunit precursor; nucleolus; cytosol. Gene Ontology annotation, biological process: maturation of LSU-rRNA; assembly of large subunit precursor of preribosome; ribosomal subunit export from nucleus. The coding region runs from base 181 to 918 and encodes 245 amino acids.